Messenger RNA from Trichogramma pretiosum, 3172 nucleotides. RefSeq lists its product as uncharacterized. Bases 1 to 2559 code for a protein of 852 amino acids. Lineage: Eukaryota; Metazoa; Arthropoda; Insecta; Hymenoptera; Trichogrammatidae. The record is from RefSeq and is a predicted model, not a curated record. The transcript has 13 exons. Gene Ontology annotation, molecular function: acyltransferase activity, transferring groups other than amino-acyl groups.
AUGGGUCGCCCAUCGAGAGCAAAGCUCGGCGCCCUGUUGCGACCGGUCCUCUGUCUAGCUCUUCUGUUUUGCUUGAUCGAUCGGUGCGUCAGUCAAGAUGACAAUAGCACCAGCACCAGUAGUAGCACCACGACCGAGAGCUACAGCCACAUCUUGAAAAUCGAGAGGGGUCGAAAACCGACGCACCACCACGAGCCAAAUGAAACGGCCUCGAGAAGCAGCAGCAGCAGCAGCACCGAGAGAAGCAAGGGCCGACCGGAGUUCAGCAAGAACAAUCCCGAGGUCGACUGGAAGACGAACCUGCUGAAAGUCGCCGAGCAGGAGGCCAAGAGCCAUCAGAAGAAUCUCGAUCUGGACUUUAUGAAGGACAAGUUGGAAAAAAGUGCCAAUAGUAUACAGUGGUUGGCGGAUCUUUACGAUCCGCUAAGGUGGGUCAAAGUACCCGGGGACAUAAAGCCCGAGUGUCGCGGGGACCUGGACGCGUUCCUGCACGAUCUCAAGCACGGCAAGCUCUGGGCUGCUAAACUAUCGGACGCCAGCGGACGCUACUCGUCACAGUAUCACUUCGGAAAUGGCUUCUGGUUGGGCUCGAGCACUCUGUGCCGCGAGCUCAACUCCACCCAAGGUCACAGCAACCGCAACGACAGCCUACCCUUUUCCGUUCAAUUUUACGUCUCGCGUAUGCUGUUCGUGCUGCCCAGCAGCAUCGAGGCUACGACGCGGCAGGUGUUCAUCGGUCUCUGUCUGCCGAGCACGUGCGACCACGCAUCGGUCAAGUCGAUGCUGCGAGCUUGCGCCGACAGGGUCGAGCAGCAGGGCGAGGCCACUCAUCAUUCAACCGGCCCGAAAAUCCACAUUGUCCAAGUCAGAAAGGUACCCUCGAGCGAUUAUUCACCCUGGAACGACGCCAAGUUCUUCGCUCUUGCCUCCUCGAGCGGCCUGGUCUUUUUCCUGAUGCUGUGCGCGACGAUUUACGAGUACCGCAGCGGCGCGUUCAGCGGCGGAAAAGCCGUCACGCCGGACCUUGAGUCCCUGAGCGCGUCCAACAACAACGAGCGCAAAAUCGAGUACGCCGACAAGAAUCUGGCCGAGGAGCAGCAGCGCAUCACCUGCGGCAUGAGCGGCCUGGCCGGCAGCAACGGCGGCAGCGGCGGCGGUGACGGGGCCAACGACAAGGAGCUCAUCGAGAAAGCGGAGAAAGGCGUCAACGACGUCAUUGUCAAGGAUAGCCUCGCCCGUACCAAGGAUAAAAGCAUCUUACUGAGCUGUUUGCUAGCCUUCAGCCCGAUAGCCAAUGGCAGCAAGAUCAUCAGCACGGAACCGGCCACGAAAAGCAGUCUUACAUGUUUGCACGGCCUGCGAGUCCUGUCCCUCGGCUGGGUCGUCAUGGUUCACACCUAUUUACAAGUAUUUUCCAUCGCAGAGAACAAGAUUUUGCGCACCGUCACCGAGAGGAACUUCAUGUUUCAGACGAUCAGCAAUGCCACCUUCUCCGUCGACACGUUUUUCUUUAUCAGCGGUCUGCUGGUGACUAUAUUGUUCUAUCGCUCCCUGGCCUCUGGAACUUCGCCGAGCGAUAAGGGCAACUUUCUCAGCGCGAGCAUGAGCAAGUUCCUUAUCAUGAUACUCUACAGAUUUAUCCGCUUGACGCCGUCUUACCUCUUUGUGCUGGGCGUCAACGCGAUAGCCAUGCGUUACACCAUGACCGUGUCGGUAUUCUCGCCGCAGAUCAUCGAUCAAUACACCUGUGAGCAGUUCUGGUGGAGGAACGCACUCUACGUCAACUCGCUUUACCCGCGUACCGAGAUGUGCAUGCUGUGGAGUUGGUACAUGGCCAACGACAUGCAGUUCUACGUGCUGGGCAUCCUACUGCUGCUGCUGUCAGUCAAGUAUUUCCGCGCGGUCGCCUUCACGAUACUGGCCGUCAUGGUGUCUUCCUGCCUCACCACCUUCGUCAUCGCUUACAAAAACGAUUACAUAGCUAGGAUUCAAGAGCCAUUUGCGCUAUUCGACGAGCUUUACGACAAGCCUUGGCUGCGCGCUGGACCAUAUUUCAUCGGCACGAUGACCGGCUAUCUGCUUUUUAAGACCAACUGCAACAUCAAGAUGCCCAUCCUACUACGAGGAGUCGGCUGGGUCGCAUCGUCCCUGAUAAUGGGCUCGCUGGUUUACGGCCUGUAUCCGGAGAACCUGAGCGUCACGGUGAGCUCGGUGUACGCGGCGCUGGGCCACACCGCCUGGGCCAUCGCCGUCAGCUUCAUCGUCGUGCAGUGCUGCACCGGAGCGGCGCCCCUCGUCGACAAGCUGCUCUCGCUCAGGAUCAUCUAUCCGCUGUCGAGGCUGACCUACUGCGCCUACCUGGUGCACCCCACCAUGAUGAUGUUCACGGCUACGCAGAUGGACGGGCCUCUGCAUCUGCACAACGGCAUUGUCCUGAUCGUGUACUUUGGCAAUCUCGUGGCAGCCUUCCUUGUGGCGUUCUGCAUCUCCGUAGCGUUCGAGGCGCCCGUCGUUAAUCUACUCAAGCUGAUGCUGUCUCCGAAAAAGAGAUCGAGAUAGGAGGAGGUACGAAGCUCUGUCGCAAACAACAGCAACGACAAAAAAACCGUCCGAGAUGGGGCAUCCAGUAUAGGCUUAGCGGAAUAAACCAACUUUUGGAAUGUUCUACCGUGUUUUCACAUUAAGAACGACAUAUGUUUUUUCGUGACCAUACUUCCCACUGAAGAGAUUAUAUAAAUACUCCCGUUGGCUUCAGUAGCGGCGAAUCGUCCACGACACUAAUGUAUUCGUUCUAUAUUUUUUAAUUUUUUAAUUUUUUUGAAAUUAUUUUCCAUCUUUUUUUUCAUUUUUUUAAGGGAUUGAAAGAAUCGAAAAGUCUUCUUGUGCAAACGAUGCAAGCGACUGUAGAAGUAUAGCUAUUUUUUAGUAACUUUUAUUUUUAUUAUGGAAAUAGAAUUUAAGUAACCAAACCGAUUCAAUCGCAUAGAAUGACGAAGUAAAUACUCUCAUCGAAUGCAGAGGCCUUUCUCAAGCUCGAAAAAGUUCGGUGUUUCAAUUCUAUUUUCAUGUAUGUAUAAAAAAGUUUUUGCAGUUUUUUAAAGUUAUUACUUAACUAGAGAUUUAAGUGAGGCGAUUAAAGGUUUGAGCGAAUGAACGCUUGCAAACAUGUUUU